AUGAAUUAUUGCUACUGGACUGGAGGCCACCUUCGCGGACACUAUGCUGAGUGGACAGAGCCAUAGCCAUAGCCUGCAGUGCAUUUUUCAGAGGAAGGGGGAUGGCUCCAGUAUGCUGCGCUUGGAUCUGAUCUCCUCUUGCAGCAGUGAUGAUUGAAGUGAUCCUGUGCGGUGUGAAGACAGCAAACAGUUGGUGCUAAGUUGCUAACUCAGAUCUCCUCUUGCAGCACUCUCAUCAGUCUAGUUACCGGUCUGUACCCAGCUUGCGAGAUAACUCGUAGUGUUUUUACGCAAGCAGAGGAGAGAGAGGUGCUUUGGUAACUAGUGUUGUUUGCUCUUGCUCCAGUCCUUUGCUCUUGCUUGGCUCCAGUAUGCUGUUAUUGGAUCUGGGAAAGUUUCGUCUCGGUUGCUUCUGUUAGUCGCGCUCCUGUUGCUCCACAGGUCACGUAUGCUUGAACUGAUCCUGUGCCGCUCUCCUCGAUCUCGCAGCACUCUCAGCAGUGGCUUCUCAGUCUAGUUACAGGCAUGUAGUAUUCAGGUGUAGCAGCAUGGUUUUCUCUUGGUGAUUGACCGAUACUCUUCUAUUAUCUGUUUUUAUUCUCGCUUGGGUUGUCCAUCGGAGUAAACUGCAUCUACAAAAUGAUCACUAUUGAUUCUUAUUAUUGACGGUUUUUUCCUUGCUGGAAGACUGGUUCGUAAGGAUUCACCUUUUACCAUUCUCCAAAACAAGUCGCCCUGGUAUUUUUUUGGUGAACCUCCCCCCUGUGCGUGCAAUUCAUAUGUUUGAUGGCAGCCGUUCUAGCAUCUCUGCUUGGAUCAUGUGCCAAUAAGUUGAAAGAUAUCAUUAUUGAUGAGGCCAUACUAAUCUUAGGGGUGGAAAAGGAGCUCGCAGAAGUGCUGCGACGAGUAGAACUAAUACAGUGUUGCAUAUAUGAUGCUGAGAAAAGGAGGACAAAAGAGCAAGCAGUAAACAAUUGGCUUGGUCAACUGAGAGAUGUUAUAUAUGAUGUUGAUGAAAUCUUGGAUGUGGCUAGAUGUAAAGGAAGCAAGCUACUUGCUGACCACCCUUCACCAUCAUCAGGCAAAUCAGUUGCAUGUAAAGGCCUUUCAAUUUCCUCUUGUUUUUGCAACAUUGGGGCACGCCGUGAUGUUGCUGUUCGGAUUAGAAACCUCAACAAAAAGAUUGAGAACAUUGCAAAUGACAAGAUAUUUUCAACUUUCAAUAGUAGUACACAACCUACUCGAAAUGGCCCAACAUCCAAACUGAUAAGAAGUUCCAACCUUGUUGAGCCCAAACUUGUGGGGAAGGAGAUUAUGCAUUCUAACAGGAAGUUGGUGGACUUAGUGCUUGCACACAAGGAAUACAAGUCUUACAAGCUCGGUAUCGUUGGAACUGGAGGAGUUGGUAAGACAACACUAGCUCAAAAAAUAUACAAUGAUCUGGAAAAAAAGGGAAGCUUCAAGAUGCACGCAUGGAUUUCUGUUUCGCAAGACUACAGUGAAGUAACUCUUUUGAAAGAGGUCCUCCGGAAUAUUGGUGUGCAUAGUGAGCAAGGCGAAAGCAUAACAGAGCUGCAGAGAAAGCUUGCACAGACAAUUAAAGGCAAGAGUUUCUUUCUUGUUCUUGAUGAUGUGUGGCAUUCCAAUGUAUGGACAGAUUUAUUGAGACCUGCAUUUCACGAAACAAGUGUCGGAAUAAUAUUGGUAACCACACGAGAUUAUCAAAUUACAAAAAGAAUAGGUGUAGACCAUACCCAUCAAGUUGAUCUCAUGGCAGUAGAAGUGGGAUGGGAGCUACUUUGGAAGAGCAUGAACAUUGAGGAGGAAAAGGAAGUGCAGAAUUUAAGAAAAAUAGGGAUUGAGAUUGUUCAUAAAUGUGGUCGCCUCCCUCUUGCAAUCAAGGUUACCGCUAGUGUUUUGUCAAGCAGAGAACUAACAGAGAAUGAGUGGAAAAGGUAUUUGGGCAGAUUUAUUGGCUCUCAGAGCAUCCUCUUGGAUGAAAUAGAAGAAGCUUUGUAUCUAAGCUAUGAUGAGUUACCACAUCGUUUGAAGCAGUGUUUCCUUUAUUGUGCUUUGUAUGUUGAAGAUUCUGUCAUUAGACGUGAUGAAGUUACCUGGUUAUGGAUUGCCGAAGGCUUCAUCGAGGAGCAGCAAGGCCAACUACUAGAAGACAUAGCAGAAGAGUACUACUACGAGCUAAUACAUCGGAAUCUCCUCCAGCCAAAAAUGAUAAGUUUUGACCAGGCUGAAUGCAGAAUGCAUGAUCUCUUAAGACAACUUGCUUGUAAUAUAUCAAGAGAAGAAUGUUUUAUUGGAGAUGUUGAAACAUUAAGGGGUGGAAAUAUGUCAAAAUUGCGACGUAUUACUGCUGUUAUUAGGAAGGAUAUGUUGGUGUUACCUACAGUGGAUAAGGUGGAAGUUAAGGUGAGGACUUUCCUAACUGUUCGUGGUCCACAAAGAAUUGAAGAUACGUUGUUCAAGAGAUUUCUCCUUCUUCGUGUUUUGGUACUGAAUUACUCACUUGUGCAAAGCAUUCCGGACUAUAUAGGAAAACUGAUACAUCUACGCCUACUUAAUCUAGAUUAUACUGGCAUAUCUUGUCUUCCGGAAUCCAUUGGCUCCCUAAAGAACCUUCAAGUACUGAGCUUGAGAUCGUGUCAUCAUCUGCACACUCUUCCUUUGGCAAUGACCCUGUUGAGCAGCUUAAGAUGUCUUGAUCUUUGUGACACCGAAAUAAAUGAGGUUCCAAAAGGGAUAGGGAAACUAAAGUUCCUCACUUUUGUAGCAGAUUAUCCUAUUGGUGAUGGAAGAGAGGAUACUGUUGUACAAGAUGGAUGGAAGUUGGAAGAGUUGUCUUCUUUGUCGCAGAUGAGGUAUCUUUCUCUUGUUAAAUUGGAAAGAGCAACUUACUGCAGUACAAAUACAGUGCUUACAGACAAAAAACAUCUAAAAGAACUAGUCCUAGAGUGGACUGAACGUGGAGAGGGGUCAUAUUCAGAAGAUGUUAGUAAUACUGAGAAGGUCUUUGAGCAGCUAAUACCUCCGCACAACCUAGAAGGCUUAUGUAUUUUACAAUUCUUUGGUCAGCAGUAUCCCACCUGGUUUGGUACCACCUGUUUGUCUUCCUUAUUAUACUUGAAACUCAUAGAUGUACGAUCAUGUGUGCAUCUUCCACCGAUCUGGCAGCUACCAAACUUGAAAUAUCUGAAGAUUGAUGGAGCACAUGCAGUUACCAAGGUGGGACCUGAAUUUGUUGGUUGCAAGAAGGGUGAUCCUGUAUGUGAUGAGUUGGUUGCUUUCCCAAAACUUGAAUGGUUGAUCUUUGAAGAUAUGCCCAACUGGGAGGAGUGGUCUUUUUUUAAGGAUGAAGUUGCUGCUGCUGAUGGACGGGGAGAGGAUGGAGCUGCUGAGAUUCGAAAAGAGGAUGCCCAACCUGCAAGGGUGCGACUGCUGCCUAGUUUGUUGGAAUUGCAACUUCACGGCUGCCCGAAGCUGAGGGAUCUCCCGCAACAGCUUGGAAAGGACACCCCCUGCUUGAAGGAACUCAGUUUAAGAGGACUAAACAACUUGAAGGCUGUGGAGGACCGCCCAGUGCUCUGUGAGGUCCUUGUUAUUGGGUAUUGUGAAGGCCUGGAGAGGAUCUGCAACGUCCCUCAAGUGACUGAGCUGCGUGUAUUUGGUUGUCCGAACUUAAGCCAUGUAGUGGGGCUGGACAGUCUGCAACAGCUGUGGCUGGACGAGGAUAUGCAAGAGGUCACUUCCCGCUGGGUGCCUGGGCUUCAAGAGGAGCACCGGCGACUUCAUGGCGAAGACCUGGAUAUCUACACUAUCUAGCAGUUAGAUGCCUCAAGGAGCUAUCUGUGGGAGGAGAAGCGUGAAGGAUAAGGGGCAGAGCUCUGUUCUCUGCACUUAACUGAAGAAGAACAAGCAAACUACAGAAACUACUUACUAGCUGCACCAUCUGCCAUAAAAAUACUCUCAUCUCAUUUCGUUUGGUGCCACAAGCAAGCUGGUGAAUUAAGUAUCGUGUUUUUCUUUGGGCAGGUGCCCAGGAAAUACUCUUAUCAAAUUUCGUUUUAUUUAUUUCUGAAUUCAGGCUGGAGUCCUUUGCUGUAUUAAAACUCAUGUGUUGCUUUCAGUUUUGUUUUAAUUAUUUCUGAACUUGGGGCUGGGGGCCUCUGCUGUACUGAACCUGUGUGACACGGUUGGUUCUUUGAAUGUAACCGAUGAAUUCCAUGUUGGCAUGAUUUUAUUCCUUGAAUGGAAGUGAUGAACUUCGUUUUA
This is a messenger RNA of Triticum dicoccoides, 4284 nucleotides long. RefSeq names its product putative disease resistance protein RGA3. NCBI's taxonomy places the organism in Eukaryota, Viridiplantae, Streptophyta, Magnoliopsida, Poales, Poaceae. The coding region runs from base 787 to 3834 and encodes 1015 amino acids. The transcript is spliced from 7 exons. The record is from RefSeq and is a predicted model, not a curated record. Gene Ontology annotation, molecular function: ADP binding. Gene Ontology annotation, biological process: defense response to other organism.